Calliphora vicina (urban bluebottle blowfly) is the source of this 481-nucleotide messenger RNA. Its product is annotated as cuticle protein 16.5-like. The record is from RefSeq and is a predicted model, not a curated record. The transcript is spliced from 2 exons. Bases 95 to 382 code for a protein of 95 amino acids. NCBI's taxonomy places the organism in Eukaryota, Metazoa, Arthropoda, Insecta, Diptera, Calliphoridae.
CCGAAAUCAGUAUAAAAACCAAAAAAUAUUGUUAAACAAAUAUCAGUUCAAUAAGUUCUGUAAAACUAAACAAAACAAACAAAAAAAAAUCAAAAUGUUCAAAUUCUUCGCUUUGUGCUUGUUCGCUGUUGUUGCCUUGGCUGCCGCUAAACCCGGUAUUGUGGCUCCUUUGGCUUACACUGCUCCCGUAGUAGCUGCUGCUCCCUACACUGCUGCCUACACUAAUCCCUAUGCUGCUGCUUACACUUCACCCUAUGCUGCUGCCUACUCUGCCUAUCCUUAUGCUGCCUCUCCUUAUGUAGCUUCUCCUUAUGUAGCAUCUCCCUAUGCUGCUGCCUACUCCGCAUAUCCUUAUGCUGCUUCUUAUGUCUUGCGCAAGUAGAUUCGGAAUUAAAGGAUUUGAUGCUGUGAUAAGAGAGAAAGAAUUUGUUUACGGAAUUUAUUGACUGAUGAAAAAAAAAAAAAAUUUACUCUUAUAGAG